Molecule: messenger RNA, 1460 nt
Organism: Rubroshorea leprosula
Lineage: Eukaryota; Viridiplantae; Streptophyta; Magnoliopsida; Malvales; Dipterocarpaceae
Source: the annotation of a GenBank genome assembly
AGGCACUUGCAUUCUCCAAAUUCACCCAUCAAUCCCUCCCCUUCCUCAUCCCCAUUGGUUCAAGAAUGUGAACUAUUAUUUAUUAUCAGAGUAAAUUGAUGCAAAGAAGUUCAAAAGUCGAAGUCUUUUAAGUCAACCAAAUGCAUUGUCUAGCAGUUUCUUUGAAUUAUCUUCACAGCCUUGCUUUUCAUUCGGGCACUUCCAUCCUUUAUCAGUUCUUAUUUUCCCUCCAGAGUCCUGACCAACCACUUCUUGAAAUUUACUCAUCAAUCCCUCCAGUUCCUCAUCCCCAUUCGUUCAAGAAUAUGAACUACUUCCUCCUUUUUGUUUUGAUACUCUUGGUUUUCUCUGAGACUCCCUUGUCAUCAAGCAACCCCGAAUGGUACAGAAUCUGCGGUAAUCAGUUCAAGUGUGGGAAUGUUUCUGCAGGCUUUCCAUUCUGGGGAGGAGAUCGAAGAUUGCCUAAUUGUGGCCAUCCAAAACUUCAACUCAAGUGUGAGAAAAAUGAGACAGCUAUUUUAGAAAUUGAGGGUGUUCUAUAUCGGGUUCUUGAAAUUAAUCAGGAAACCAAAAGACUGAAGAUUGCAAGGGAUGACUAUGAGGGUGGAAUUUGUCCCCAGAAUACCCAGAAUAGCCGGGACACCAACCUUGAUGCCACUCUCUUUGACAGUACUUCAGGUUAUGUAUAUAUUACAUUACUCUAUGGCUGCCUGAUAAAUUUACCCUCACUUGAAAACUUCAGCUGCAGUUUUAAUGGAGUCAAUUCUAGCAAAGUUUGCAUUCAUCAAGGAGCACUUACUAAUCCCAAGGGUUGUUCUGCUAGUGCCACUGUCCUGGUUAAUGAAUCUUUCGCCCCAUUAACCACAGUAAAGGCCGUCGAACAAGCCUUAAAAGAUGGAUUUGAAGUAAAAUGGAAGGUGGACGAUGAAGGACUCUGUCAGAAGUGCAAUAAAUCCAAGGGAAGCUGCGGCAUUAACCCCUCGAAUGAAAUGGAAGCGGUUUGCUACUGUCGAGAACCAACUGACAUAUUUCAAGAAUGUCCUCUUUUUCCCCUGCCUCCUCCCGCUAUUCCUACCCGGCCUCUUGCCCCUUCCCCACCAGCACGACCACCAUCAAACGCCAAUGACCGAGAAUUUGCAGUAGUCAGUUCAAGUGUGGCAAUGUUGUUGCAGACUUUCCAUUCUGGGGGGAGACCGAGGACAGCCUGAUUGUAGCCAUCCAGGAUUAAAACUCCGUUGUGAUUACAAUGAUACUGCUAUUUUAGAAAUUGUCAGUGUUCGAUAUCAGGUUCUGAAAUAAGUCACCAAACCCAAUGACUGAAGAUUGCAAGGGAGGACUAUGAAGGUGGAAUCUGUCCUAGAAGAUCCAGAUCACCAAACUUGAUGCUACUCUUUUUGUUGGUGCUCCGGGUUAUGUAAAUUUUAUUUUAAUCUAUGGUUGCACCCCGACAUUCAUUCCAU